AUGGGCGGACUGGGCGACCCUGGAAUCUCCUGGUCGAGCCAAACUGAGGCAGGGUCGUAUUUCCUGCCUGAGAACGUCGGGCAGGCCGCGACAGCACAAAGUUGUCAGUUUCCAAGCUUCAGACCGGCAGAAGUUUCUCUCCAUGAUUCAAAUCAGUCUUUUCUUCUGCAUGAGAUUCUCUUCGGGGACGCUCGUACCAGGCCGAAUCCCUCGACCGAAGUCGGGAAAAUCAAGGUGGACGUGAGAUCGGCGUCCUUUUCCGUGCAUCAGUCCAGCCGUGAGAGCGAUGUCGGCUCCACUGGAUCAACAACCGGAUCCGGACGAGUCGUGGCCGUCGCGUCGACCGGGUCCGAUCAAUUGGGGAAACCCAUGCCGUCGAAGUCGAUGGUCGGGGACACUCGAGAACGGUUUCCUCUCGGACUAGUGAAGAAUGGAGAGACGAGGCCGCAAGUGGAUGACGAGCGAGAGGAGCGAAAGGAGCGAAAGGAGCGAAAGGAGCGAAAGGAGCGAGAGGAGCUCCAGCGAGUUAGGAACCGGGAGUAUGCGAGGAUUUUCCGGGAGAGGAGGAGAGAGAAGUGGAUGCGGCUGGAGGAGGAGUUGAAGACGGAGGAGGAGAGAAACCGCCGUCUCAAGCGGGAGAAACGGGAACUCCUCGGCUUUCUGGCCUCGUUCCAGCCGGUCGCGAUGGGGAGGGUCUUGCCCGCGCGCGCGUGGGCUCGGGAAGGAUUUCGUUCGCCCAAUAUUGUUUACUUUGGUUUAUGA
Molecule: messenger RNA, 762 nt
Organism: Darwinula stevensoni
Lineage: Eukaryota; Metazoa; Arthropoda; Ostracoda; Podocopida; Darwinulidae
Source: the annotation of a GenBank genome assembly